Zingiber officinale is the source of this 821-nucleotide messenger RNA. Its product is annotated as 40S ribosomal protein S16-like. Bases 95 to 532 code for a protein of 145 amino acids. The record is from RefSeq and is a predicted model, not a curated record. Lineage: Eukaryota; Viridiplantae; Streptophyta; Magnoliopsida; Zingiberales; Zingiberaceae. Gene Ontology annotation, biological process: translation; maturation of SSU-rRNA from tricistronic rRNA transcript (SSU-rRNA, 5.8S rRNA, LSU-rRNA). The transcript is spliced from 2 exons. Gene Ontology annotation, cellular component: ribosome; cytosolic small ribosomal subunit. Gene Ontology annotation, molecular function: RNA binding; structural constituent of ribosome.
AUUUGUUGAGCACUUUCUCUGCUACGCGAGGCGCCGCGCCGCGCCGAUCUCAUUUCUCUUGUUGGUUUGCUUUUACUCGAGCUCGUCGGCGAAGAUGGCGUCGACGGCAACUGAAUCCGUGCAGUGCUUCGGCAGGAAGAAGACAGCCGUCGCGGUGGCGCACUGCAAGCGAGGCCGUGGCCUGAUCAAGGUGAACGGCGUCCCCAUCGAGCUGGUGAAGCCGGAGAUCCUCCGCCUCAAAGCAUUCGAGCCGAUCCUCCUCCUCGGGCGGCAGCGGUUCGUGGGAGUUGAUAUCCGCAUCCGCGUCAAGGGCGGUGGUAAGACUUCCCAGAUCUAUGCCAUCCGCCAGAGCAUCGCCAAGGCCCUCGUCGCCUACAACCAAAAGUACGUUGACGAGCAGUCCAAGCAGGAGAUCAAAGACAUCCUCGUGCGCUACGACCGGACCCUUCUCGUUGCUGAUCCCCGCCGAUGCGAGCCCAAGAAAUUUGGUGGUCGUGGCGCUCGCGCUCGUUUCCAGAAAUCGUACCGGUAGAUCCACAGGGCUCAUCUCCUCUAGUUGGCCGUCAAGAGACCUACAAACGAUUCCGAGCAUACUUCCCCCCUCAUAUCUUGCCACUGCACUAAUAGCUAGUAGUCAUUCAUGAUUUAUCUCCUCUGUAUUGGCCUAGGGACGAGUUGGUAGUGGCGCUGGAAGUGAAUGAUUUGCCUUUUGUCACAUGUAUAGAUGAUUUAGAAGAUUAGUUAUGUUUGGUUCUGUUGACUUGUUAUUACAUUGAAUUGAAACUUCAAUUUUUUUUUUUAACUUGCACUUUUAGUAUAAA